GUGGUAGUGACACCCUACUGGUGGUGGUGACAUCUUACUGGUGGUGGUGACACAGAGAGAGUGAGGGAGAUUAAUGAAACAAAGAUUGAUGGAAGAACGAUUUAGACGGAAUGAGAAAAUAAAAGAGAUAAGUAGAAGAGAAAUAAUGAAUGAAUGAGGAUACUGAAAGUAGAUACAAAUAUGAGAUAAGAGUGUGAGAGACAGAACGAAUACAGGGGAAGACGAAGAAUAUAUAUACAUUAAAUGAACGAGGAAGGAACACCUUGGAAGAAUUUUAAUAAGAUAGAGACGAUGACUGAAACAGGGAGAUAUAUCGCGCACGACGCGACUCGUAUGUUUAUCUGCCAUGUUGUUGUAAACAAACGGUGGUGAUACGUUGACCUUGUUACUGUGUUAGUUGUACUGUGUUACGUGAAGAUGCCUCGUGUGAUGAUCAAGGGAGGUGUGUGGAGGAACACCGAGGAUGAAAUCCUCAAAGCGGCUGUUAUGAAAUAUGGCAAAAAUCAGUGGUCGCGUAUUGCAUCACUGCUUCAUCGCAAGUCUGCCAAACAAUGCAAGGCACGAUGGUUUGAGUGGCUGGAUCCAAGCAUCAAAAAAACAGAAUGGAGUCGGGAGGAAGAUGAGAAGCUGCUGCAUCUGGCCAAGCUGAUGCCAACACAGUGGAGGACAAUUGCUCCCAUCAUUGGUCGCACAGCUGCACAGUGUCUGGAGCGUUAUGAGUACUUACUUGACCAGGCUCAGAAAGGGGAAGAUGAAGAGAGUGUUGACGACCCAAGGAAACUCAAACCUGGAGAGAUUGACCCGAAUCCAGAGACGAAGCCUGCUAGACCCGACCCUAAAGACAUGGACGAGGACGAACUGGAGAUGUUGUCCGAGGCACGAGCUCGUCUGGCCAACACCCAGGGCAAGAAAGCAAAGAGGAAGGCUCGUGAAAAACAACUAGAAGAAGCACGACGACUGGCUGCUCUGCAGAAGCGUAGGGAACUCAGAGCUGCUGGGAUUGAUCUACCUCAAAAACGAAAAAAGCGGAAGGGAGUCGAUUACAAUGAGGAAAUUCCAUUUGAGAAGAAGCCUGCAUCGGGAUUUUAUGAUACAUCACAAGAAACAUAUGAUCCCAUGCAGCCCAACUUUAAACGCCUUCGACAGCAGCAUCUUGAUGGAGACCUGCGAUCUGAGAAGGAGGACCGGGAGAGGAAAAAGGAUAAACAAAAGUUAAAGGAACGUAAAGAACAAGGCGUUCCCAACUCUGUGUUUGAAAACGGGGAGUCCAAAACCAAGAGGAGUAAAUUAGUGUUGUCUUCACCACAAAUAUCAGAAGAAGAGUUGGAACAGGUUGUAAAAUUAGGAAAGGCUUCAGAGGCUGCAAGGGAACUGGCAGAAGAAGUGGGGGGAAGUGGCGCAUCUCAGGCCUUGUUAGCCGAGUAUAAUGUGACUCCUGGUCAAGCCAUCCGUACCCCUCGAACACCAGCCGACAUGGACCGUGUGAUGCAGGGAGCACACGAUAUCAUGGCUCUGACCCAUGUUGACACACCAUUGAAGGGAGGCAUGAACACUCCUCUCAAUCAACAAGAUUUUGGUGGUGUUGAACCCAACAAAGUUGCUGUUCAGACUCCUAACACAGUUCUAGGCACACCAUUCCGGACACCUUCUGGCACUCAGAUAAGUACUCCUGGUCGAACACCCGGAGCGCUUACUCCCAGAGGCCAAUCAGUACCCCCAGGAGCAACUCCAGGAGCAACACCAAUCAGGGACAAGCUAAAUAUAAAUGAAGAAGGUGCCCUUGUACCCAUAGAUGAUCGUCAGGCUCUCAAGGCUUAUCAACGUAACAUGAGGGAAGCCCUUCAGUCAGGCCUUAAGUCACUUCCAGCACCAAAGAAUGACUUUGAGAUUGUUGUACCGGAUCAAGAGGAUGGUCAGCCAGGUGAUGAGGACAAGGACCGCGGAGAAGCCAUGAUAGAGGAUCAGGCAGAUUUGGAUGCCAGGGCUGUGGCAGAUGCUGCUGCCCGUAGAGAUGCUGAAAUGAAAAAGCGGUCACAGGCAGUGCAAAGGAAUUUACCUAGGCCUCAGGAGGUUAAUUCAUCUGUGUUACGGCCCAUGCAUGCAGAUAUCCACCUUUCAGAUCAACAGAAGGCAGAAGAAUUGAUAAAGCGUGAGAUGGUGACCAUGCUUCAUUAUGAUGCCUUGCACACUCCUGCUGGGCCUCCCACUCGCAAAGGCAGUGUAGUGGCAGAAGCACAGCACCGUGACCAUCUUGAGAGACAUCCAUAUAAGCGUUACACCGAGGCUGAAAUCGAGGAGUCCAAGGAAAUGCUCAAGUCAGAGAUGAAUGUGGUCAAGCAAGGAAUGGGUCAUGGUGAUCUUACUCUGGAUGCAUAUUCCCAGGUUUGGGAAGAAUGUUUGGCUCAAGUGUUGUUCCUGCCAAGUCAGAGUAAAUACACACGAGCAAGUUUGGCCAGUAAGAAGGACAGGAUUGAAUCUCUAGAAAAAAGAUUAGAACAGAACAGACAACACAUGGCCAAACAAGCCAAGCUAGCAGCUAAAUUAGAAAAGAAACUCAAAAUAUUAAUGGGUGGAUAUCAGGUAAGUUAUUUUCUGUGCACAGCAAACCCUUGAUUUAUGCAGUGGUUAUGUUUCUGUAAAACACUGCACAAAGAGAAUUAGCAUAAAAAAUACCUUGUGACUGUGGAAAAUACCAAACUUGACAAUCUAAAAAUAAGAACCACUAUUAAGGCUCAUAGCACUGUAUAGAAAACACUGAUUAAGUUUCAGCAAUGCCAUUCACAUCUGACAUCACCACCACAUACACUUCUUGUUGGUGUAGUAUUUAUAAACGUAAGAGAACAAUAUGUUUUUGUUUGGGUAUAUAUUCUCUGUUAUUGCAGCUAAAAUCUUAGCAGUGAUUAGUGUAAACACAAGUUUGAAGAUUACACUUAUGUGCACUGUGUGCUAAAACAGAUGGAAACAGUGGCAAGUUGGGAGGAACAUUUACAAUAUGUACUGUUUAGUAUCGUCUGAUAAUUAUUGUGGUAUUUUAAGACAUUUGGAGGCUACUUUUUUUUUAGGAACAUAUCUCGGUUUUAGCAAUGGGAGUCAUGGGGAAAUGUGGCUCAGUUUAUUAGAGGGUUAUCUUUUCCAGUAGCGGGUAUUGUACUUAUAUUGAAUUUUUUAAGAAAACAAAAAGAAGAGGAUAAUACAUUGUCAUUUUUAAGAUUGUAUCAGACAACACUGUACUGUACUUUCAUUUGUGUUAUAGUUCAUGUAGUCUUAUCCUUUACUCUUUAGUAUAGUACAUAUACAGGGGUCCCCGGGUUACGAAUGGGUUCCGUUCCUGAGGACAUUCGUACGUCGAAAAUGUACGCAAGUCAUAACACAUGUUAUGUGCAUAGCGUACUUACAGAACAAUGUUUAAAAUCCCAUUAUAUCAUUGCCUAAAUCCUUUUAUACAUCUAAAAUCACUUAAUUUAAGAGAAAAGAAGAAAUAGAAUGACAAAAUACAGUAUAUGAAAUUAAAAAAUAAGUCAUGAGGUUAAUAAAAAGUGAUAUCUCCGUUAGUCGGAACAAUUGGUGCAGAGCACUUCCGGGAAUGAGAGAUUCUGGGUAAUGAGACGACUCGCAAAGCUGGAAAAAUACACUUCAUCCCCGGAAUUUUCCGGCCAUUGGAGUGUUCCGGGUUUGAGGGAUUCCGGCUAAUGGAGAUAUCACUGUAAAUUUAAAGUUCGUAUUGGCAGGCGUUCGUAAGUCAGGGACCCCCUAGUAUAGUAUAAUAUAUAAUAUAAUAUAGUAUAGUACUGUAUAGGCAUAUGGAAGUUAUACAUAUUGAGAGCAUAGGCCAAGACUGUAUGUAUGGGUUAAACAGUAAGGUUUGGAAGUAUCUUUAAUUAAUGCCAAAAUAACAAGUGUGGAUCAUUUCACUGAGGUCAUUUUACAAGUGAUUGUACUAACAAGACAAUGCAAUUUAAUGGUAACAUGAAGGAACCUGACAGCUCAAUUUAGCAGUAACAUGAUAAUGCAAUUAACUGUAACAUAAAGUACUGUAACAUGAUAAUGCAAUUAACUGUAAUAUGAAGUAACAUGACAAUGCAAUUUUGCAAUAACAUGUAGAAACAGGACAAAUCAAUUUAGUAUGUACUGUACAGUGAAAUGCUAUGAAGUGUUCUGAACAAGUAUGGAUGCUCUAGAUUUACCUUGUACUAUAUGUGUAAUUUGAUGAUCUAAGGAAUUUCUACUUAUUCUAAUAAUUUUCAUAAUGUCUUCUGCCCUUGUUCUGGUCAGAUUUCUAUAUUAAAAGUUAUCUACCCUUUGAUUCACCUCACUCAAAUGGGAAAGGAAUACAGUACAAUAAUAGAUGGAUUUCAAAUUUGACCCAGUGAGUGCAACAUACAGUUAAUGUGUGUGUACUGUACAACACUGUGGAGGUGUUUAAUACUUUUUUAUUUUUGUAGAAUAUUGUGUAUUAAAUCUUGUAAUUUUUUAGCUCCUGUCACAUACUGUUUCUUGAGGACAUACGUUUUGUAUACAGUGGUCCCUCGGUUAUGAGCACAAUCGGUUCCAGCAGGUUGCUCGUUAACCGAAACCAUCAUUU
This is a messenger RNA of Homarus americanus (American lobster), 4582 nucleotides long. RefSeq names its product cell division cycle 5-like protein (gene Cdc5). NCBI's taxonomy places the organism in Eukaryota, Metazoa, Arthropoda, Malacostraca, Decapoda, Nephropidae. Gene Ontology annotation, biological process: mRNA splicing, via spliceosome; regulation of transcription by RNA polymerase II. Bases 418 to 2613 code for a protein of 731 amino acids. Gene Ontology annotation, molecular function: DNA-binding transcription factor activity, RNA polymerase II-specific; RNA polymerase II transcription regulatory region sequence-specific DNA binding. The record is from RefSeq and is a predicted model, not a curated record. Gene Ontology annotation, cellular component: Prp19 complex; spliceosomal complex. The transcript has 8 exons.